This is a messenger RNA of Aspergillus pseudonomiae, 969 nucleotides long. Its product is annotated as aromatic alcohol reductase. Gene Ontology annotation, molecular function: oxidoreductase activity. Lineage: Eukaryota; Fungi; Ascomycota; Eurotiomycetes; Eurotiales; Aspergillaceae. Bases 1 to 969 code for a protein of 322 amino acids. The transcript is spliced from 4 exons. The record is from RefSeq and is a predicted model, not a curated record.
AUGUCUACGAAACAAAAGGUGUUGCUCCUUGGGGCUACUGGUGCAACGGGGAGUUCCAUAUUAGAUGGCCUAUUAGGGGCCAACCAAUUUGAUGUUGAGGCUCUUGUACGGCCUAGCUCCGUGGAGAAACCAUCUGUUCAGCAGAUCAAGAAUCGUGGUGUUCCACUGCGUGUAUCUGAUUUAAAUGUCUCGGAACAAGAGCUUGUUUCCACCUUGCAAGGUAUUGACAUUUUGAUCAGUGCCAUUGGGCCUCACGACCUCCUACAGCAAAAGACGUUAGUGAGAGCUGCCAAGUCUGCGGGUAUCAAGCGGUUUAUUCCUUGUGCAUUCAUCACAGUUGCCCCACCACAAGGGACAAUGUUGCUUCGCGAUGAGAAAGAGGUUAUAUACAAUGAGAUCAAAAGAUUACAACUUCCCUACACAGUCAUCGACGUUGGGUAUUGGCAUCAAAUCUCCUUCCCCUGCAUACCAUCUGGGCGCGUUGACUACGCAGCUUUGGUGCCAAACACGACGAUCCAUGGUGACGGCAAUGCCCCCAAUAUACUGACAGAUGUCCGUGAUAUUGGCCGCUUUGUUGCACAGAUUAUCGCCGAUGAUCGAACGGUGGACAAAUAUGUUUAUACUUGGGGUGAUAUUUUGACUGAAAACGAGAUCAUCGAUAUCGUUGAGGACCUGUCGGGCGAGAAAGUUGACAGACAAUAUGAGACGAUUGAAGAAAGUGAGAAAAGACUCAAUGAUGCCCAGUCUUCCCUUUCUCUUGAUCCGGGGGAUCCAAGCAAGCGGACCUUGGUUUAUAUUACACAAUAUACAUAUAGCAAGUAUGUUCGCCAGGAUAAUCAGCCUCGCUAUGCAAAAUAUCUCGGGUACCUUGAUGCGAGAGAGUUGUAUCCCGACUUCAAACCAAUCUCUUUUCGUGAAUUCUUUGCCGAGGUUCUCGAUGGAAAAGGCAAAAGGCCCUAUGGUCAUUGA